Drosophila kikkawai is the source of this 2009-nucleotide messenger RNA. RefSeq names its product glucose dehydrogenase [FAD, quinone]. Gene Ontology annotation, molecular function: flavin adenine dinucleotide binding; oxidoreductase activity, acting on CH-OH group of donors. Lineage: Eukaryota; Metazoa; Arthropoda; Insecta; Diptera; Drosophilidae. The record is from RefSeq and is a predicted model, not a curated record.
UGCGGCAUUAUGGCCCGCCACCUGAGUCAUCCCGUCUCCAGUCCAGUUCUGUCCAGGAGCUAAGCCAUGGCUUAAAAGCAACUCCCCCAGCCGAGGGUCUCUCAUUUGCCCAUCAUUAGCAGGUGCUGAUGCAGUCCGCGUCCCAGAUUUCAAUGAACCAGCUCCUGCCGCUUGUAUUGCUUUUAAUUCUUGGUGGAUCCCGGGCAGAUGUCAACCGGCUGCUGCUGGACCAGCUUAACCAGGUGGGACUGGUCAAUCUUCUAGAGCUGGCAACCCGACCCAAUGUACCUAGGGAUCUGGCCAACUAUGACUUCGUGGUGGUUGGAGCCGGAGCCGCUGGCUGUGCCUUGGCUGCCCGUCUCUCGGAGAAUCCCCAAUGGACGGUGGCCUUGUUAGAGGCCGGUGGCGUAGAGAAUAUAGCCCAUUUGACACCGGUGCUGGCUGGUUAUCUUCAACAGACAUCCUCCAAUUGGGGCUACAAGUCCGUGCCCCAGAAACUCUCCUGCUUGGGGAUGAACAAUCAGGAGUGUGCCCUGCCCAGGGGAAAGGUGCUGGGUGGCACCAGUUCCAUCAACUAUAUGAUCUAUAAUCGUGGCAAUCGGAGGGACUUUGAUGGCUGGUCGGCAGCCGGUAAUCCCGGCUGGAGUUAUGACGAAAUCCUGCCCUAUUUCCUGCGUAGCGAGAAUGCCCAGCUUCAGGGAUUGGAGAACUCACCGUAUCACAAUCACAGCGGUCCGCUGAGUGUGGAGUAUGUACGCUUUCGGUCUCAGCUAGUGGACGCCUUUGUGGAGGCCUCUGUGGAGUCGGGACUGCCGCGCACCGACUACAAUGGUGAAUCACAGUUCGGGGUGUCUUAUGUCCAGGCCACGACCCUCAAUGGACGACGGCACUCGGCCUACUCGGCUUAUAUAAAGCCUGUGCGUGAUCUGCGCUCUAACCUGCACAUCUUCACCUAUGCCCGGGUCACCCGCAUCCUCAUCGACGACGCCACCAAGUCCGCCUACGGUGUGGAGUUUCACUACAAGAACAAGCCCUACACCUUCAAAGCCCGCAAGGAGGUUAUCCUGUCGGCAGGAGCCUUUAACUCGCCACAACUGUUGAUCCUGUCGGGAAUCGGACCAGAGGAUAACCUCAAAGCUAUCGGGGUGCCAAUAGUUAAGGAGCUGCCCGUGGGUCGCCGGCUGUACGAUCACAUGUGUCAUUUUGGACCCACCUUUGUGACUAAUACCACGGGUCAGACGACAUUUACCUCCAGGGUCACCCCCACCGAGGUACUGUCCUAUCUGCUGGCCGGGAAUCCCGCUACCAGACUGAGCUCCAUCGGCGGAGUGGAGGCACUGGCCUUCCUCAAGACGCCACGUUCUAGUUUGCCCAAGGAUUGGCCAGAUAUCGAGCUGAUCAUGGUCGCCGGCAGCUUGGCUAGUGACGAGGGCACCGGCCUCAAGUUGGGAGCCAAUUUCAAGGAAGAGAUCUAUGACAGAAUGUAUCGGGAACUGGCCCAAGCUCGGCAGGAUCAUUUUACGCUGUUGGUCAUGCAGUUCCAUCCAGAGUCUGUGGGCCGCCUUUGGCUGAGGGAUCGGAAUUCGCUGGGCUGGCCCAAGAUCGAUCCCAAGUACUUUGCGGCCGAGGAGGAUGUAGAGUAUCUGUUGGAUGGCAUCAAGGCCAGUCUGCGGAUCAUGGAGAUGCCGGCGAUGCAGAAAAUUGGGGCAAGACUGCUCCAGAGACCGACGCCAGGCUGUGAGGGUCACAAAUUCGCCUCGGAUGAUUACUGGCGAUGCUCGAUACGAACGUUAUCAUAUACCCUGCACCACCAGGUGGGCACCUGUCGCAUGGGGCCGGAAAGUGAUCCCACUGCCGUGGUUAAUCAUCAACUAAAGGUUCAUGGCAUGAGGAGGCUUCGUGUGGUGGAUACCAGCAUAAUCCCAGUGCCACCUACCGCUCACACCAAUGCGGCGGCAUUUAUGAUCGGAGAGAAGGCGUCGGAUAUGAUAAGAUCCGAAUGGAGUUGA